Molecule: messenger RNA, 1210 nt
Organism: Mytilinidion resinicola
Lineage: Eukaryota; Fungi; Ascomycota; Dothideomycetes; Mytilinidiales; Mytilinidiaceae
Exons: 3
Coding region: 79-1086 (335 amino acids)
Source: RefSeq, a predicted model, not a curated record
AUGUAUAGUUAGAAAUCUUUCAUCUGCACGACACCAACCUGCAUCGACCCACUCUAAACACCAACAGCAACCGCCGCAAUGCCUUCUAACUCCAACUCUCGACAUACCCAUAGAGAACCCCACCGCUCUUCCCAUCAUCACCAUCGCCACUCUCACGAUGCUCGAUCGCGUUCCCCGCGCCGCCAGGACGAACCGCGACACAAGCGGAAGCGCUCACCACCGCCCCCAGCAGUCCUCCCAUACCGAGCUCGCCCGCUCGUAAAACAGGACUUCACAGCCUACAAACCCCUCUUUGCAUCAUAUCUCGACAUCCACAAACAGCUAUACCUCGAGGAAAUAGAGGAGCACGAGGCGCGCGGACGAUGGAAGAGCUUCCUCUCCAAAUGGAACCGUGGAGAACUCGCAGAAGGCUGGUACGACCCCGCCAUGCUGAAGAAGACGCAAAACGCAGCCGCAUCCACCGGUGCGCAGAACGCUGGCUCGAGAUCACCCAAGCGACAGCGGAGAGAGUCUCCAGACCUCCGUCCUUACAAUACUACACAAGAAGUGGGUGACACGAAGAAUGAUUCAAGCUCCGAGGAUGAGAUUGGGCCCGCGCUUCCAGACUCGCAUGGUCGCCGUGCAGGCCCCGUCAUACCACGUAGAGAGGAUCUGGAGCUCAGAGAUGAAAUGACCGCCGAAGCGCGCUCCCACAACAUCGCCGACCUCCGCUACGAGCGCAAACUGGACCGCAGCACGCAGAAAGAGCGCCUCGAAGAGCUUGCUCCCCGCGCAGAUCCCGGUUCCCGAGAGCGUGCGCUUGAGAAGAAGCGGGAAGUCACUGGCACAUUGAACGCAUUCAGGGAAGCGAAGUCGCCUGGUGCGGAGGAGGUCCCGGAAGGGGAUCUCAUGGGCGAUGAUGGGAUAGACGGGUAUAAGAAGCGGAAAAAGGAAGGUGAGCGGAAAAAGAACGAACGAGAGAUCCGGAAGGAGGAGAUUAUGAGGGCGAAGGCUGAGGAGAGGGAGGAGAGGCAGGCCGAGAUUAGGGCGAAGGAGGAUAAGACGAUGGAGAUGUUGAGGGCUAUUGCCAGAGAAAGGUUUGGAUAGGUUGGUUGGGUCUUGAUCUAUGACCUGGAUGUUAGGAUCUCACGCCCUUCUUUCUCGAAAGAAGAGAGGCAUUUGGAAUUCUGAACAUCAUUAUUCGCUGCAGAUUGUUGAUCAGUUAUAGCAC